This is a messenger RNA of Stegostoma tigrinum, 1698 nucleotides long. RefSeq names its product protein FAM180A-like. The record is from RefSeq and is a predicted model, not a curated record. The transcript is spliced from 3 exons. The coding region runs from base 112 to 612 and encodes 166 amino acids. Lineage: Eukaryota; Metazoa; Chordata; Chondrichthyes; Orectolobiformes; Stegostomatidae.
ACAAAGCUUCUAAAAGACUUGCAGACCUACCAGAGCUGUAUGGUGGUCUAACUUAUCACUACAAGAAGUUACUUCAAUUCAAGGUUAUAAACUAAUUGAACCCUUGGGAAAAUGCAGAGAAAAACUCUGAUUCUGCUUAUAUUUUCCACUAGUGUUUGUGCAGCUGCACUUUCCAAAAGGAAUAAAGUUCUGUUCCCAUCUGCACAGACACUGAAAAGAAACCUAGAUUCCGACAUUCCUAUUAAUCCUGUGUUCCAGAAGUCAUAUAAGGACGUGGAGCUGCUGUAUGAGUUUCUUCUUGGGGGGCUGAACAUAAGUGAUAACUUAAAGUGCUCCCUGAAGGAUGAAGAACUUGCAUCAUUGAGACCAGCAAAGACAUUUAAUGCUAUUGUCAAUCAAAUCAUUCCCAAGGAAAUCUCUGAUAUCCGAAGGCUUACUUACAGACAAUCCAAAUACGUUGGACAGCUCAAGUUUGCUGACUUUGAGAGGACGCUGCUGACCUUGGUGUUCACAGCUUACCAGACAUUAAGGUUUAAGGAACACCAACAGGACUACUGGAAAGAAUCACUUGUAAACAUUUUUCAAGUUUUACGACGUGAUUUGAUGUCUUAAAAAUUCUGAUUUUGAGGGUACUGGAAGAAAGUUAAGCUUAUAAGAGUUUGAUCCUUGAAUAUUUAACUAUCUCACUUCUUGUGAUUUCUCAAUGGUUCCCUUAAUUUCUGAAACAUACUGUAAGCUUUCUGAAUUAACCUUUUUGCGGCAUCUGCAUUAAAAGGCAAGCAUUUCCUGUCCGUUUCACAAAAAGAUGACAAUGUGUAUCAUAAUCCUCUCUGAUCUAAAGAGACGAGUGAUGGUGAAAUGCGAAUAUUUUGAGUAUUGGGCCAAUAAAUUACAAAAAAACCUGCAGGUAUAAAUCAAACCUGCCCAAAACUAUUUAAGGGAAUGAUAUAGAGACGCAUAGACUUUUCAAGCAUUUAAUUUGAGCCCCUUCCUCUGACUAAAUUGGCACAACAAACCUUGAAACAAGUCAAUUAAGUCAGUUAAUUUCAAUGAAUGAAAAAUGGUUUAUUUUGCGUACGUUAUUGACUCAUAUUAUAGUUUGCAACUUAAAGUAUAUCAAUUAAAUAAUACUUUGCUUACUCGACUGCAAUCAGCCCUCAAAACCAACUUAAAGGGACCGUAAGAGAAUUUCAACCCUUUUUCCUCCAAGGGAUUUGUUGUUAAAAAUCAAGUCAAAUUAAGACCUUUUAUGCUAGCUCCAAGAAUCAGAAAAGUGAAUUCCUAUUAUAAAAAUCCUAUUAACUUCUCACUGAUGGAGGCUGUUGUAGAAGGUAGAAGUGUUACAUUGGUUUCGGGUUGAGUGUUCUUCUGAGAGUUAAGUGGAGGGUGGGAGCUUUAUUCUGCAGCUGACUGUACUAGGGAUGGUUGUCAUGGCACGGUUAGUGUUGAUACAGAAUGCCCUAAAUGUUUUCAACUCUAGCACAAAUAUUCUGUCAUUUUCAGAAAUGCAAAAAUAAAAAUUUACUUUUAAGGUAAGCUGAUAAUGAAAUAAGUCAGCUGUGAUUAAAAUGGUAGCAGGCAUUUUGUAAUUAAUCAAUUGCUAUGCAUUUCCUGCAAAAAAUAAUGCUUGCACUUAAUUAACCAGAAUAGCAUAAUUUUGUUAAAGAUUUGGAAAUAUAUACAGCUGUUCUAUUUAAA